Myripristis murdjan (pinecone soldierfish) is the source of this 2335-nucleotide messenger RNA. RefSeq names its product G protein signaling modulator 3 (gene gpsm3). The transcript is spliced from 5 exons. Gene Ontology annotation, biological process: regulation of inflammatory response. The record is from RefSeq and is a predicted model, not a curated record. NCBI's taxonomy places the organism in Eukaryota, Metazoa, Chordata, Actinopteri, Holocentriformes, Holocentridae. Gene Ontology annotation, molecular function: GTPase regulator activity; protein binding. Bases 288 to 1364 code for a protein of 358 amino acids.
AGAGAGAAAAGGUAGCAAGGCAGACAGAAAGGGCGAGAGCUUGUCACGUCGGCAUGUGAAACCGUGUUCAGAGUACUUUUUUUUUCUUUUCACAAAGAUACUUAACAAGUGAUAAGUCAAAAAUGCUGUACUCCGUCUAUGUUGCCUUCAAAAUGACAUUUUUCAGAGGCUAAUUUACAAGAGAUAAAGGAAUAGCAACACUGGGACGGCCUGCGCUCAGCUCAAAUCUUUGGCACACUGCUUCACUGUAACUGCGUGUCUUCCAUCAGAUUUUGACAGAAAACUUAAUGGACUAUACAGAAGCCAAAGUUGAAAUGGCUGAAGAGGAGCAGCUGGAACCGCUUGUCAUCACCGAGGAGGGAGAUGAAACUGAAGGUGUUGCUGAAAGCAGGCCGCUAAGCAGUUUGACUGUCAUCGUACAGAGCAACAGUGAAGCGUUAGCACCCGAAAAGGAAGGUGAACAGACUAGAGAGGACGAGACUACAGAGGAUACAGCAAGCAAAAUGUGUGUAGAAAAACAGAGCCUGGCAACACAAGAAACCACAGCAGAGGAAGGGCACAAAGAAGAGAAUGAUGGGGAUGAUGAAGGGGAUAAAAUUGGGCAAGCAGAGGAUACUGAGAAUUCAAAUGGUGAACAAGACAGAGGUGAUAAAGAGGGAAAAGAGGAGACACAGGAGGGGACAAGGAUUAAGGAAAUACCUGAGAAAACCUGUGACACAGUAGAAGCUGUAGUCACACCAACAGAGCCUCAAAUGGACAUAAAUGGACUUACUUCCUCUGCCCAACCUGCUGAAGGGACACCGAGUCAAAAAGAUGACCAAAAACAGGCUCACCGGUUAACCCCUGACUUCCCAGAGGCGCUGUACGAGCUGCUGUGCACCCUUCAGGAGGGAAGGCGGCUUAAUGACCAGCGCUGUUCCUUCAGGCUGGAGAGCGGAGUCAGGAGGAGGAGGUGCCACUCAGAGCCCAAUACCACCAAACCAGUGAACAGAGUCAUCUUCUCCUCCAUGACUUCGCUGCAGAGAGAGGAGUUCUUUGAGCUGGUAGCCACCGCUCAGGCCCGCCGCCUGGAUGACCAGAGGGCAUUGCUCGAGAGGUCUCCACCUCCGAAGUCAAAAGCCAGAAGCUUCAGAGGCAGCAUAAAGCAACUCUCUAUUGUGAAAAAGCCCGCUCCGCUUCCUGUGCCCAAAGAGGAUCUGUACAACAUGAUUCUCACCACACAAGCCCAGGGCCGGCUGGAGGACCAGCGCAGUCGGGCUCCCGGCCCCAUGGACGACGAGGACUUCUUCUCCCUGCUCCUGAGGGUGCAGGGCGGCCGCAUGGAGGAGCAGAGGACGGAGCUGCCGCACAUCCUGCAAACCUGAGACAGAAAGCAGCUGUGGAGCUGCCGUGGCUGCAGACAGAGCCGUCAUAUUAGUUUGGUUGCUUUUUGAAAGGAGAUUUUGUUGUUCACCCUACUGAUGCUUUCUUGUUGUUAACCCUUUUUAUUAGCUUGUUCAGAGCGUAUUAGCACAUUCCCAGACCAGCUUUGCUUUCUGGUCUGUUGAUAGUGUUGUAUAGUGAUAUUGGAAUUGUAGCAAAACGCUAAUGAUUGAGCAACACAGCUUUUAAUGUGAACUGAGGGUCAUGCCUGAUGAGAUUGUGUGUCUAAGUGUUAGCUGGGUCACGUCUUUCUGAAUGACCAAGAUGAGAAGAAAUGCUUUUGCAUCUUGGCUGGGGUGUGUGGUUCAGAGGCUUUGUGUGUCUUUGUGCUCUGGAUGUGUGGGAGGCAGCCUAUUGGUCUCUAGUAUUACACCUUAUUUGUACAGUAGUAGAUAUGAAAAGGACAGGAGGGGUGGUAGUGAGGAGAAUCAGACCCAGCCAAGGCCACUCAGUGUUUAACUGCAUUUGGAAAAUACUCCUUUGGAGAAUAAACAAAAAAUAUGGACUGUAUCUGAGCCGUUUUAAUACUUUUGCAUUUACCUAUUUAUUCAACUUUUCCCAAACCUUGUCUUAUAAAAAAUUGAUUGAACAUAUGCUCAAUUAUGAUAUCAUUCGAAUGAUUCUGUCUCUCUUGUUUCUCUUUCUGUCUUUCUUUCCUUCUCUUUUUUAACUUACCAUGCACAAUUAUAUUUAACUACUGAGAAUGACUGAUAUAUAUAUAUAUCUUUAGCAGUUCUGUGGCACCAGAGAUGUAGAGUAGACCAUCCUUUAUUUUCUUUAUGACUCAUCUCUUGUUUGCAAGGUGAGGUUUCUAGAUGAUGUGUCAUGAUAUGUGAUGGCUAAUGUUUCCAUUACAAUAUAGGCACAAAUGACUCAAAUGCAAAGGUGUUUUUUUUUUUCCUCUCCUUUCCUU